AUGGUUCGUGGUAAAGAAGAAGACGAAUCGCUCCUGUUCGUGGUUGGUGCUAGUGGCUCGGUGGUGAAGGUUGAAAUGGCGUCGUCCUCGUCCCACGCUUGUGAGGAAGGAAGACGCUCGAAGCCCAGCCUUUUGUGCGCUGGGCGCUCUCUGCUUAGUUCCGACGUGGAAAUGGAGUGCGUUGCUGUUCGCGUCCGUAAUCGCUUUGUCGUGAAGAUCUCCAAUCGAAUUCGUGGUGGGAUUGGAAUGAUGAAUGCGGUCGACGUCGCGGCGUUACAGGAUCAGUCCACCUUGCUGUUGCGGCGUGAAGGCGUUCGUGGACGUGGAGCAGAGCGCGAGGACAAGUCGUCCCUGCUGCAGCCGCAAGCGACUACAAUAGCGAAGUGCGCGCUUUGACACUCGGUGAGCUCCUGAAGUGACAAACCGUACGCACAUUAGUCGCAGCUCUGCAUAUGGAAUCAUGCGUACAACAGGCUUGGCUUAGUUCCGAAACAUCUUGAUGAAGAGCAUAAGUGCGUUCGGGUGGGAAUCUGCCAGCCUCUGUUGGAUUGUCAGGCUAACGAAGGUGAAACGCAUCUGGGGAUGAAACGGGAGUUCACCACUUCGAACCACAGAGUAAACGUUGGAACGAGCAUGGAAUGGAAGCGUCCGGAAUCUCCAGAGUCAAGAAACUCAAGAGUCAACCUUCUGCGGGGAAAGUGAUUUUUUGGCCUCGCGGGGUCCGGUCCUCUAAGAUUAGCGAGAAAAGCUGUCACCAGUGAACGUAACAGCGCUACGCUGUGAAGCAAGUUGAAGAGUGCAAUGGGCAACAGCCGCGGGGGCCGAGUGCCGAAGGGAGUUCGUUCGUGGCGAGCCAAUGUGGCGUCGGAGCGUCGUGUGCCUGCUUCACGUGGUGUCAAGUGAUCUGAGCCGCCGUCGGUUCAGCUCCGAAGCGCAGCUGGAGGAAGCUGUGCAUUCAAAAACGGGUGGAUGUGUGUGGAUGUGGAAAUUGGAAAGCUUGUUCACACCCAUAUACCGAGUACAUUGAAAAGCAGGACUAUGUUGAAACGGGUACUUUUGUGAUCAACUAUAAAUUCCAUUGCAGCAGAUACUUAUUGACUUACCUACAUUUGUGCUGUGGGAGUUCUGAUGUGGCACUUUCUUCCGACUUUUGCCACAACCGCGGACUGAUGACUAAUGUUUUUUACUACUUUAGACGUUUUUGUCUACGUAUUUGUGAUGUUACGUCAGAAAAAUGUAUUACUUAAAUUAUCGUUAUUAUUUCUGCUUUAUUUGUAGCCCGAAUUCUUUGAUGCUUCCUGAAUUUUCUAUGUAAUGCAUAACAGUGAAAUAUAUUUUGUUAUAAUAAAAUGUGAGAAAUAAA
This is a messenger RNA of Gryllus bimaculatus (two-spotted cricket), 1363 nucleotides long. NCBI's taxonomy places the organism in Eukaryota, Metazoa, Arthropoda, Insecta, Orthoptera, Gryllidae. The record is from the annotation of a GenBank genome assembly.